CACGUGACCGCUCGUUGCCGUUGGUGAGUUUUUCACAUUAUGGCGGAAGGGCCAGCCGUGCGGAUGGACUGUCUCUCCCACUCUGAUGCUUGUUUUGUGUCUUAAGGGAGGGCGUUUUAUUUUAUUUUUUUUUACAUUUCCCCGACACAGCCUGGUUUCUUUUCAGCUAGACUGCACUCGUGUUUCUCGGCGAAGUCAUGGCGGACCGCGGCGUGGAUUUGUCCGCCCUGCCAAAAGAGGUUAGAGACCAAUUGGCGGAGUUGGAUCUGGAGCUGUCUGAAGGUGACAUCACGCAGAAGGGCUAUGAGAAGAAGAAAGCCAAGCUGCUGGCCUCCUACAUCUCCCAUUUGCCAAAUGUGGAUCUGUCUCUGCCAGAUGUACAGCUCUCUCCGGGCCACAGUGCCGACCCCAGCCCGAGUCCUGAGGCCCCGGGCCCCUCCACAUCUCCAGCCUCCAGACACCCCCGCACGCACCGCAGUGGAGGGGCCAGGGAUGAUCGCUACAGAUCAGACAUCCACACAGAGGCUGUGCAGGCAGCACUGGCCAAGCACAAAGAAGAGAAGAUGGCACUGCCUAUGCCAACCAAGAGACGCUCAGCUUUUGUCCAGUCUCCCAUAGACACCUGCACACCUCCAGACACAUCUUCUGCAUCAGAGGAUGAGGGCUCACUGCGCAGAAAGGCAGCUUUCAGUGCAGUGCUAGCCCAGAGCCUGCAGAGCCCUGAUUACUGGAUCAACCGUUCGGUCCAAAGCUCCUCCACAUCCUCGUCUGCUUCCUCCACCCUCUCCCAUGGAGAGCCCAAGACCCAGCCACAGCCCCAGCCCCUACCUGCUGCUUCCUUGUUGGCUGACGUACUGGCCCACACACGCAUAGAAAACAGUGUCCCCCCAGAUGUGACAUCCUCCACUCCCCAGGAGAGAGGUUCCAGGGUGGACAUGCCUCCGGUGGUCAGGGGCAUGAGCCGUGGACAGAGCCGCUCCAGCAUGCUGGAUACCGCUGACGGCAAAAGAAAAGGCGUGCCUGUCAACAGCAGGGUGUCCACUAAGAUCCAGCAGCUGUUAAACACACUCAAACGGCCCAAGAGACCACCGCUCAGCGAAUUCUUUGUUGAUGACUCUGAGGAAAUUGUAGAAGUGCCCCAGCCGGACCCCAACACCCCAAAGCCAGAGGGACGUCAAAUCAUCCCGGUGAAGGGGGAGCCCCUCGGAGUGGUCAGUAACUGGCCCCCUGCCCUGCAGGCUGCCCUGGCCCGCUGGGGGGCCACCCAGGCCAAGAGCCCUGCCCUCACUGCUCUGGAUAUCACCGGCAAACCCCUCUACACGCUCACAUAUGGCAAACUAUGGAGUCGCAGUCUGAAACUGGCCUAUACACUGCUGAAUAAACUGGGCACCAAGACAGAACCUGUCCUACAACCUGGAGAUCGGGUGGCACUGGUGUAUCCAAACAGUGACCCAGGCAUGUUCUGGGUGGCUUUCUAUGGCUGCCUGUUAGCUGAGGUCAUCCCUGUGCCCAUUGAGGUACCACUGUCACGACAGGAUGCAGGCAGCCAGCAGAUUGGCUUCCUAUUGGGCAGCUGUGGUGUUAGUCUGGCACUCACCAGUGAGGUGUGUCUCAAAGGGCUGCCCAAGACACCAAGUGGAGAGAUUAUCCAGUUCAAAGGAUGGCCAAGGAUGAAAUGGGUAGUGACAGACACCAAGUACCUGACCAAGCCAUCCAAAGACUGGCAGCCUCACAUCCCAACUGCCAACACAGACACCGCCUACAUAGAGUACAAAGCAAGUAAGGAGGGGACAGUGAUGGGAGUUGCUGUGUCCAAGAUCUCCAUGCUGACCCACUGCCAAGCCCUGACGCAGGCCUGUAACUAUUGUGAAGGUGAGACACUGGUCAAUGUGUUGGACUGCAAGAAGGAUAUGGGCAUGUGGCAUGGCGUUUUAACGAGUGUCAUGAACAGAAUCCACACCAUCACAGUGCCAUAUGCUGUCAUGAAAGCAUGUCCAAUGUCCUGGGUGCAGAGGGUGCACAUUCACAAAGCACGUGUGGCCUUGGUGAAGUGCCGUGACCUCCACUGGGCCAUGAUGGCCCACAAGGAGCAGAGAGACACCAACCUGUCCUCCAUACGUAUGCUUAUUGUGGCUGAUGGAGCAAACCCAUGGUCUGUGUCGUCGUGUGAUGCCUUCCUGAAUGUGUUUCAGUCUCAUGGUCUGAAGCCUGAGGUGAUCUGUCCAUGCGCCACCUCUCCUGAGGCCCUGACUGUGGCCAUACGCAGGCCUGGUGCACGAGGAGCUCCACUACCAGCCAGGGCCAUCCUGUCUAUGGGCGGGCUGAGUCAUGGCGUGAUCAGGGUGAACACAGAGGACAAGAACUCCGCACUCACUGUUCAGGAUGUGGGCCACAUCAUGCCUGGAGCUCUGAUGUGCAUUGUGAAACCAGACGGGCCUCCUCAGCUGUGCAAGACAGAUGAAAUAGGAGAGAUUGUGAUCAACUCUCGGGCUGGAGGCACCAUGUACUACGGCCUGCCUGGUGUCACCAAGAACACAUUCGAGGUGAUCCCCGUUAACCAAGCUGGAGCACCCAUAGGAGAAAUUCCCUUCAGUCGGACUGGUCUGCUUGGAUUUGUAGGACCGGGCAGUCUGGUGUUUGUUGUAGGGAAGAUUGAGGGGCUGCUGAUGGUGAGCGGGCGACGCCACAACGCUGAUGACCUGGUGGCCACUGCGCUAGCAGUGGAGCCUGUCAAAACAGUUUACAGAGGGAGGAUCGCUGUAUUCUCUGUGACGGUGUUUUAUGACGAGAGGAUAGUGAUUGUGGCAGAGCAGAGGCCAGAUGCCAGUGAGGAGGACAGCUUCCAGUGGAUGAGUCGAGUACUGCAGGCCAUCGACAGUAUCCACCAGGUUGGCUUGUACUGCCUCGCGCUCGUCCCAGCCAACACCCUCCCAAAGACGCCCCUUGGAGGCAUCCACAUCUGUGAAACCAAGCAGAACUUUCUGGAGGGAAACCUGCACCCCUGUAAUAUCCUCUUGUGCCCGCACACCUGUGUUACCAACCUGCCCAAGCCACGGCAGAAACAGCCAGUGGAUGUUGGUCCUGCUUCUAUGCUGGUUGGUAACUUGGUGGCAGGGAAACGGAUCGCCCAGGCUACAGGCAGAGAGCUGGGUGUAGUGGAGGACCAGGAUCUGAUCCGAAAGCACCAGUUCUUGUCUGAAGCUCUGCAAUGGAGAGCUCAAACUGACCCAGACCAUGUCCUAUAUGUGCUGCUCAAUGCCAAGGGGGUGCCAGUGUGCACAGCCACUUGUGCUCAGUUGCACAAGAGAGCAGAGAAAAUCACAGCUACCCUAAUGGAGAGAGGAGGCCUCAACACAGGAGACAAUGUGGUGCUGCUUUAUCCCCCAGGUAUUGACCUGAUAGCUGCCUUUUAUGGCUGUCUCUAUGCGGGGGUCAUCCCUGUAACAGUGAGGCCACCCCACCCACAGAACCUGGCUGCUACUCUCCCCACUGUCCGCAUGAUCAUUGAUGUGAGCAAAGCAGCCUGCAUCCUCACCACUCAGGCUCUCAUGAGGAUCCUCAGGUCCAGGGAAGCUGCUGCCAGCGUCAACAUCAAGACGUGGCCUACUAUCAUCGAUACAGAUGAUCUCCCCAGAAAGCGGCCUCCGCACAUUUAUAAACCCCCUACAGCUGAGAUGCUGGCCUACCUGGACUUCAGUGUGUCCACCACAGGCAUGUUGACUGGAGUGAAGAUGUCUCAUGCUGCAGUCAGUACUCUGUGCCGCUCCAUUAAGCUGCAGUGUGAGCUCUACUCCUCACGCCAAAUAGCCAUCUGCCUGGACCCAUACUGUGGCCUGGGCUUCGUCCUGUGGUGCCUCUCCAGUGUUUACUCAGGUCACCAGUCCAUCCUUAUCCCUCCCCUGGAGCUGGAGAGCUCGCUGUCUCUGUGGCUGAGCACGCUCAGUCAGUACAAGAUCAGAGACACCUUCUGCUCCUACUCUGUCAUGGAGCUCUGCACCAAAGGCCUGGGCACCCAGACAGAGAUGCUGAAGACGCGGGGUCUGAAUCUGUCGUGUGUGAGGAGCUGUGUGGUUAUAGCAGAGGAACGUCCUCGCCUCGCUCUCACGCAGUCCUUCUCCAAGCUCUUCAAAGAUCUUGGCUUGUCGCCGCGCGCCGUCAGCACCGCCUUCGGCUCCAGGGUCAACCUGGCCAUCUGCCUGCAGGGCACUGCUGGACCAGACCCCUCCACCGUCUACGUUGACAUGAAGUCUCUGCGCCACGACAGAGUGAGGCUGGUGGAACGAGGAGCGCCACAGAGUCUUCCCCUCAUGGAGUCAGGCACAAUCCUACCAGGAGUGAGGGUCAUCAUAGUCAAUCCAGAGACCAGAGGCCCGCUGGGAGAUUCACAUCUUGGGGAGAUCUGGGUAAACAGCCCUCACAGUGCCAGUGGCUACUACACCAUCUAUGGGGAGGAGAGUCUGCAGGCGGAUCAUUUCAACACCAGACUCAGCUUUGGGGAGCCCCACACUCUGUGGGCCAGGACGGGCUACCUGGGCUUCAUCAAGAGGACUGAGCUACUGGAUGCAAGCGGAGAUCGUCAUGAUGCCUUGUUUGUGGUGGGCUCCCUCGAUGAAACAUUAGAGUUGAGGGGGUUACGCUAUCACCCCAUCGACAUCGAGACGUCUGUGUCCCGAGCCCACCGCAGCAUCGCGGAAAGUGCUGUGUUUACAUGGACCAACCUGCUGGUGGUGGUGGCGGAACUGAGCGGCUCGGAGCAGGAGGCCUUGGACCUGGUGCCCCUCGUCACCAACGUGGUCCUGGAGGAGCACCACCUCAUCGUCGGGGUGGUGGUCAUCGUGGACCCUGGGGUGAUUCCCAUCAACUCCAGAGGAGAGAAGCAGAGGAUGCACCUUCGAGACUCCUUCCUGGCAGACCAACUGGACCCCAUCUAUGUGGCCUACAACAUGUGAUCGCCCUUCACCAACUGAUGAAAAUGCAGAAAACUGAGCCAGGCUCUGAGAACAGAAAUGAGGGAGAAGGACUUGGGGUGCGUUCAGUAGCAACCCCAAUGUUAAACCUCAGACACACAUUCAAAACACCAAACAAUGUGGAAAUGCGAGUACAGUACGAGUACUGUAAUGAGAACGUGCUUCCCUUUCAGAAACUGUUCCGUCUUUGCUUCCACCUGCUCAAUCGCUGCAGUCCAGGAUCACUGACAUUUCUACUGAGGGGGAAGGAUGUUUUCUCCCUCUUGAUAGUAGAUUCAUCUGUCAACUGGUGGAAAUUUAAUCUUCAUCCUCUCUGUGCAUCCCACUUUUCCCUCAUAGCUCCAAUUCAUGUUUUUAAAGACAUUUUUAAUUACAUACUUUUAUCCUCCCCUCCUUCCAAUGCUUGGUUUUUAUCCUGAACCAUUCAUCCUUGUGUGCUUUUAUUUUUUUUAACCCCCUCAAUUCUUUAAGGCAGGACGGCGCACUGCAACUGCUGAGAGGAGCUGGAACUUUCCCCUCUUGCACUUUAAGUCCUCACACUUCUGAGUCAACUUCCUGUCUCACCUGCCUCAAGGGGACACCCCCCCCAUGUUUGGUGCUUUCACAAGAGCAAAUCCACAUCAGUAUUAAAAAGUGCCACCAGCAAGUGCAGCCCACAGGGGCGAUCCUGACAGCAUACCUUCCUACCAGGUGCACCGUGGCUUUCACCUCCCAUCACAUACUGUAUUUGCCAGCAGACAUGCUGUCGGCAUUCACACAUUACAAAAUGUCCUAAAAAAACACAUGAAUUAUUUGUUGGUGUGGGAAAAGAAAGACUCGCUUCAUAAACAUACCAACCUGGAUAUUAAAGAUGAUCUUUGAUGGGCAGAAACACAGAUUAAUUUUCGGUGUGACUAGGAGUUGGUCUGUUAGAUAGUUCUUAUGAUUGUGAAGUACUAAUAAUUUUUAAUUUUUUUAAAAAGCACAGAUUUUCAGAAGGGUUGAGGCUAUACCUGGUGUUUAAGGGUACAUGCUAAUUUGGAGUGCAAUCAGCGAUUUUAUUUUCUAAUCCAGUUAGCCAAAAAACACAAGCAAAAUAUUGUAUGAAAAUAUAAAAUAUUAAAAAGAAAAAUCAACAUAUACCAAUGUAACCGAUGCUAAAAUUUAUAAUUUUGGUUCAGAUUUUACAAAUUGAGUACAUGUCAUUUCUGGCUAACAACUUUGUUUGGAUUAGGAAACAGGCGGAAAUAAUAUUUUGAGUCUUUGAGGAGUCUGGUAAGUGUUGUUAAACGACCUUCUGGGUUUUCCAAAGAUCGCCGGUUAUUUAUUUUUCGGAAAAUCUGGAUGGUUAGCCCUGUGAGUCAAAUGUAAAGGCACAAACUGGGGCUAGGCAGAGCUGGCAGAUUUAAGCUUGACAGUUCAUUCUUGACUUUGAAAACAACAGUUCAAACAGCACAAAAAAAUCUCAACUCAAGGUCCACUUUUCACAUGUUCCAGAGCUUUCGACCAUCUCACCAAGUCUUCAUUAGCAGAUGGAGUUCGUUCAGUUGUCACAGACUUCUCAAAGUCAUAAACAUGCCCUGAAGAGUGGAACACAUCUACAGUUCAAUGACAACUAAGCAAACUCUGUCUUCUGAUGAGGACUGUGUAAUACAACUGAAGGCUCCAGAACAAGCGAGUAAGUGGACCUUGAGUUGAGAUUUAUUUGGUCAAGGGCUGGCAGAGUUUGACAGGAUAAAAUCUCCCAGUUUCCUGGCUUGAACUGAAGUGAGCCGCUAGCUUUCAGUCUGUGUGUAGUUUCCCAUGUCAAAGCAAAGAGCAUCAUUCAUUUAAUGUCAGCGCCAAAGUUGAUUAGAUAAAUAUAGAUCAUCAGAAGGCAAGUCAGUGCCUUUUUAUUGCACCAUCGUGACAUUUAUGAUCACAGACUGUUGAAUUUCUCAAAAAUAAGAUAUCAAGAAUGAGGACAGAACUUUGCCUUACUAAACCUGUGGAACUUCAGUACUUUUUAUGUUUAAUCCCUCAUUUCUAGCUGUACUAAUAGUGUAUUCCACCAUUUUUCACAUGUGGAAUCAGACACCAGUUCAUAACUCAAAAGACACUCAUCACAAUUUUUAUUUUAUUGUUGGGGGGGGGUGGGUCUUGAUGUUUUGCGAAGAUGUUCGCGGUCAUGCCUUUCUCAUUUCAUCAACAAUUUCUGUCUGUAACACUGAAAAAAUUUAGGAAUGAACAACAAUCAGUAAGCAACCCGUGAUUUAAAAAUGGCAGAAUCCUCCUGUAAAAAAAAAAAAAAAAAAAAAAGGUAAUAAAUGAGGGUAAGGAUGUUGUCUGUAUAUUGUAUUUUAGAGGUCAAAUACUGUAUUACUAGUGUUAAUGUGUACAUGGAUAUGAACUUUGUUGAUAAAAACUUGACUGAUCUUUCAUACUUGACAACAUUUUUCUGCAUUGUUAAUUUAAUGGUUUGCAAAAGAGAAAAAAAAAGUUUCAGAUUACUUUGGCAGGAACAAUGUGCACUUUCCCAAUAUCAUUUUAUGUGUGUGUGUGUCUCCAUGAGGAGAGUGUGUGUGUGUGUGUGUGUGUGUGUGUGUGUGUGUGUGUGUGUACAGUUUAACAGUGAUAUUUGGCUUUUCUGGUGCAACAAGGCUUGUCUUUUGUACGAAAAUGAUCCCAGAAUAUUGAACCUUUUUUCCCCUCCUUUUUUUUAAUGUCGCCUCCACUGUAUUUUAAUUCUUUCCAUUCAAAAUUGGAAUCAAAUAUAUUUUAUAGGGGUUUCGUCGAUAUUUUCCUGAUUUAAUCUUUCUUUAAAACUGCACAACUUCUGCAAACAGCUGGUUUGAUUUAGAAGCAGCUUAACAUACAGUACAACACAUACAACAAUAAACCACUUUUCGUUCAGCGACAGACACUGAUGACAUGUAUGUGAGCCUGUAUCUGGGGCAAGUUAGAGUUACUCAUGAAUAACCAGGUGAAGCUUCUGAGCUACUGUGUGAUAAUUGCUUUGUUGCUACUGUUUCACUACGACAAGUUUUUAAUAAAGUUUUAUAAUUUCAUGUUGGCCUUCAAACCUUUUCAAUAGACAUUGGUGCUAUUCAAUAAGGGAAAGUAGACAGACUUUUGUCCUCCAAUGUCGUAACAAAGAAGGUUUCUUCCUGGAUGCCCUUUUUGUGUGAAAAUAAGUCAUUCUUUUUCCAUGCCAACGUUUUCAAUGAUUUCACUCACUGCUCAGUUCUAAAAUUGUUCGUCAUCACCAGUUUUCAUCAGCUCUGAGAUCUGAUGAAAAAUUUCUCAACAGGCAACUCAACAUGGACAAUGCAACUCCACAUAUCCAUUUCCAUUUUAAUAUUUAUUUCAGUUUUCAAGUUGCCGUGUUGUGAGGAAUGGCGUUCAGUUCGAACCUCCAAAAGUUAUUCUAAGCACAAAAUGUAAAUGUACAUGUGAGGUAAUGAAAUUUGGAUCUUUCACACAAAAAAACUCAAGGGCCCACAAUGUAUACCUCAACAACUGUCUGUUCACUAUGCAUUGUCAAGCUGCAGCAAAGACAUUCUGAACUAGUCAAUGGUGCGAUAACUUCUAACAACAUGUCUUACUUGACAAAAACACUGUCACACUGUCAUUGUGUUUCAUGUCAAAUAAAAAAUCCUUUGUCAGA
Molecule: messenger RNA, 8592 nt
Organism: Siniperca chuatsi (mandarin fish)
Lineage: Eukaryota; Metazoa; Chordata; Actinopteri; Centrarchiformes; Sinipercidae
Gene: dip2ba
Product: disco-interacting protein 2 homolog Ba
Exons: 39
Coding region: 198-4949 (1583 amino acids)
Source: RefSeq, a predicted model, not a curated record